GAAUUCGUUUUUUUUUGGGUAAUGGACAGAUGGGUGGUGUACGAGAGGGCAGAUAGAGGGGGGUCAUAACCACAAUAGAGAUUGAGGGUGUAUGAGAUGGCUGAAAUCGCUGUCUGCCACUUCGUCAUGGUUGUCAUUGAUGUCGUGCAGGGGAUGUCGAAGGCAUCGACGCUCAAGCACCUCCAGGAGCAGUUGAAGAAACAUUUCACGAUCGAGGGGACACGGGGGAAGAAUGUGGGAAAGGGAUCGAAGUACUGGAGGUGCAACUACUGCGACCUGCGGUUGGCCGAGACUGCCAGGAGGCUCCGGGAUCACUUCUUGGAUAGGUGCACCCUUGAUAACGUAACUGUCCCGUUGUCAGUGGAGGAGAGGGCGAGGAGGGAAGCUGGAAUGUUGGAGGGGAAGUGCCUUGCUCGCAUGUUGAUGCAGAUCGAGGCUGGAGGUGCUGGACCCAGCAACAUGCCGACCGCUUCAAGUCAUGCACUGGAGUUUCCAAGCUCUCAGGUCGUUGGUGCAGGCAUUACCGGCGAGACGGCCACACCUCAGUCCACUGGGGGCACCGCUCUUGGAUCGAAGCCAAGUUUGGGCAGGCCACUGAGGCAGACAGUGAUUGAGGAGGCCGACAGUGUGGUCACGAUAAAUGAGCGUACAAGCCGAUUCCUCGACCGGUUUUUAAUAUGCACCAACCUGCCGUUCAGCUUGGCGGAGGACGUCUUCUUCCUCGAGUUCCUUCAGGCCGUGAGGACGGCCCAUCCUACAUGGAUGCCUUGCCGAAGGGACGAGCAAAGGACAAAGCGCUUGGACGCAGAGUAUGUGCGGGUAGGGGCGGAGGUCCGUGCAAUGAUAGUGAAAUGGAAGAAGACGGGGUGGAAGAUGGUGGAGUCCGCCUAUCCGACCAUCUUCAGCGUCGGUUGUACGGCACAUGCGCUGGACCUUGCGCUGGAGGACAUCUACAAGGAAAUGCCUUGGAUGGCGCAGGUGGUCGAUGCUGGCAACAAGGUCAGACGUUUCUUCUCCAAUGUGGACAAGGCAAGGGCUUUGUUCCACCAUUACUCCCCGAAGACAAAGCUGAAGCGUCCGGCGGCAACCAGAUUUGCAACGAACUUCGAGAUGCUGCAGUCGCUCAAGGAAUUGCGGAAAGCUCUUGACCGUUGUGUGUGCGACAAGGGUUGGGUGGACAAGAUGGUGCGGAAUGGCCAGUUGGUGGCAUUCCAUGAUGUAACAGCAAUCGUCCUUGACAAGGGUGACUUUUGGAGGAAUUUGCAGAAGGCGCUUGAUGUCAUGCAGCCGGUGGUGGAGCUGCUCCGUUUGGUGGAUGGGCAAGGAGCAACCAUCUCGAAGGUUUACUUCAAGAUGGAUCAGGUUGUGCAGAGUCUGCGUGCCCUGGAAUCCUUAUCGGUGGAGGAGCACGAGGCGGUGGAGCGCAUCCUCAUGGGCCGUUGGGCAUUUCUGACAAGCGAGCUACAUUGUGCUGCAGCCUUCUUGGACCCUGAGCAUCGGAUGCACAACGCACAGCGCGAUCCGGAGGUUCGUGCCGGGUUCAGCAUUUGGUUGUACUCCUGGAUGCCUCGGGAACGGCGCCAGGAAGUGAGCUCCCAGGUUGAUCAAUGGGUCAAUGCUUUGGGAGGGUGCGACCAGCCGCCAGCUUUGUGGUGGGAGGCGUUCGGCUCGAAGCACGACCUCCUCGCACCACAAGCAAUCAGAUUGCUUGGCCAGGCAAGCUCCUCUGCCGCYUGCGAGCGGAAUWGGRGCUUGCAUGARCUKAUCUAUGSAUGGAGGCGGACGAAGUUGUUGCCAGAGAGGAUGGCGAAACUGGUGUACAUCAGUUGGAAUGUUCGGCUGCUGAGGAGGAAUCAGCGUGGCGAGGGGGAUGAUACCCACAUCCCAUGGGCGGACGACGUCCCGGUGGACAAGGAGAUGGAGGAGUGGUAUGUGCACUGGUUGGAUCGGGUCCAUGAUGAUGUCGAUCGUGAGGAGGUUGUGGAGGUGGACUGCGAUGAUGAGGGAGACGAGAUCCCAAUGCGGCGGAUUUUCAUGCGGAAUGACGAAGUUGACGAAAAGCUGGUUGAGGAGGAGGAGACUCUACUUGUCGGUACAAGGCAGCGCGAUUGGCAUGAGUGCACGAAGCCUGGGAAGCACCGUGAGCAAGAGUUGCGAAGGAGAUCUGGUUGCCAGCUACCUGUGCUUGGAGAGUUGUACACAAAGAAGGGUUACUCUCUCGCAAUGGAAGCGCGACAGGUAGGCACUUGGGUGCAGGGGCGGGAUGAGGUGCGAACAAAGAGGAGAGGGAAAGAUAAGGGCAAACAGACGGUGGAGCAUGAUGAUGUGGCCGCACGGCGUGGGAAGAGGAAGGCUGUUCAGCAAGAACAGCCACGACCGAAGAGGGGCCGUCCAACUAACGCAGAACAGGCGGCACGCAAGGCGAAGAAGGCUGAAGAGAAGGCUAUCACUGCAGCAGCUGAAGCAAAAGCUGCUGCUGACAAAGCCUCAGCGGCCAAAGCCAAAGCGGCAGAGAAAGCUGCCAAAAAGAGUGCAGGUGGAGGGAAGGCCAAGAAGUCCGUCGUUGUAAGUGACGACGAUGAUGAGGAUGUCCCCGAAGAAAGUCCGGAAGAGGACGAGCCUGAAGGCUCGUCCACGUCCACGAACUCAAGUUCUUCAUCGGCUUCCUUGUCAUCUCAUACCAGUGGGAUGGAAGGCACAGAUGGAGAAGGAAGUGAGGGAGGGGAAGAAGAGGGGGAAGAUCAGGUAGAGGUUGAGUAGAGGGAAGCCGUUCAAUCUAUGAUUUCAUCAGUUUAGGUAUCCGAUGCUCCAAGUGCAGAGUUCUGACAAUGAUCGUAUUUCUGACAUGAAGCUUUGAUCU
This is a messenger RNA of Chara braunii, 2860 nucleotides long. Lineage: Eukaryota; Viridiplantae; Streptophyta; Charophyceae; Charales; Characeae. The record is from the annotation of a GenBank genome assembly.